AUGGACCCGCUAAAGAAAGACCACCCUCGAUUCUUGACCACCUAUGAGCCCAAUGUGUAUUACCCCCCUGAUGGCGGAGAGCCAGUCAAGAUCAUGGAUACCUCUGCCACAGACCGUGCUUCCAUGACUGCCAAAGAGUUCAAGGAAUUAAAGAACGCUGAAUCCGAGGAGCAGCUUGCGAACAAAAAGGUCUACUUGGAGCAUCAAGCGAAAGGGAAAACAAAUAACGGCCAAGAAGAAACUCGCGAGACAAGUGGCACGGUCGAUACAAACCCUACGGAGACUGCUCCUCCAGCUCCAGCUCCAGCUCCAAGCUCUACAAUUCCUCAAAAAAGGCCUGCUGAGGAUGAGCCCGAGAAGCCUAUGUCCAAAAAUGCCCUCAAGCGUCUGAGAAAGCAGCAGCAGUGGGAGGCCGGCAAAGAAGAUCGCAAGCAGAAACGCAAGGACAGCCGCGUCGCUCGUAAGGUUCGAAAGCGAGAGGAAAGGGACGCCCUCGUUGCACAAGGCAUAGAUCCUUAUGCCGACAAGAAGCAGAAGCCUCCCUCUGUCAAUGUUCCCAUCUCACUCAUCUUCGACUGCGAAUUUGAGCAGUACAUGCGCGACAAGGAGCUUAUUUCUCUCGGCAGUCAAAUCACCAGGUCGUACUCAGAGAACAAAAAUGCGAAGUUCCGCACACAUAUCUACGUCUCGAACUGGAAGGGAAAAUUGGCUGAGCGGUUUCAUCAGAUUCUUGAAGACAAACACCAUAACUGGAAGGGUAUUGACUUUGUGGAAGGGGACUUUAUCGAGUGUGCGGAAAAGGCCCGAGAAAAGAUGAAGGAUAAGAAGGACCACAUGAUUGAACCCCUUCAGCGAAGCCUCGCAGAAAAAAGUCCUUGGGUCAGAGACGAAAAGGACCCUCUCCCUCUGCCUGACCUAGAACCGGAGCCCCGCCCCGAGUACAACGACAUAGUCUACCUGUCGUCGGACUCUCCCUACACACUUGAACGUCUCGAGCCCAACACAAGCUACAUCAUUGGUGGUCUGGUUGACAAGAACCGCGAAAAGGGCCUGUGCUACAAGCGUGCAAGGGAACGUGGCAUCCGCACGGCUCGGCUUCCCAUCGGCCAAUACAUGGUGAUGCAAAGCCGAACGGUCCUCACGACAAACCAUGUCAUUGAGAUAAUGCUCAAGUGGCUCGAGUACGAGAACUGGGGCGACGCGUUCUUGAGUGUCAUCCCCAAGCGCAAAGGAGGUCAGUUGAGACAGCAGGAGGGUGCUUCGGCUGAGGCAGAGGAUGCUGAGCGGGCUGAGAUCGAGGAACUUGAGGAGGAUAACGAUGAGAUCAAGGACCCUGAUGCUGAGGAAUCUUCCCCCGAGUAG
This is a messenger RNA of Fusarium sp. VM40, 1362 nucleotides long. NCBI's taxonomy places the organism in Eukaryota, Fungi, Ascomycota, Sordariomycetes, Hypocreales, Nectriaceae. The record is from the annotation of a GenBank genome assembly.